Molecule: messenger RNA, 907 nt
Organism: Homarus americanus (American lobster)
Lineage: Eukaryota; Metazoa; Arthropoda; Malacostraca; Decapoda; Nephropidae
Product: low-density lipoprotein receptor 1-like
Exons: 7
Coding region: 95-907 (270 amino acids)
Cellular component (GO): extracellular region
Molecular function (GO): chitin binding
Source: RefSeq, a predicted model, not a curated record
UAGGCUUGGGGGAGAAAGCGUCUCAACAUAACCCGAGUCGAGGAGCUGGAGACUUCACUCUUGGCGCGGACGGAGAUUCAACAGGAAGUUUCAGAUGAUGGAGAGUAAUGCGAGGAGUGUGAUGGUGGUGGUGGUGGUGGUGGUGGUCGCCAUGGUUACCUUCACCCAGGCAUACGUUCCAGGACCAACCGACCUUCGGUACCCGGACGAUAUCGUGUUUCCUAAAGUGGAGUGUGUAAAUGAAGGCUCAUUCAUCCACCCCAGAAACUGUUCCUGGUACUAUAGGUGUGUAGACAGAAUGCACGUUGGUCACUACCACACGUAUCACUUUAUGUGUGAGAGAGGCACAGUGUUCUCAGACGAGCUGGAUCAAUGUAUUUUCCCAUACCUGGUCCCGCCUCCCUGUGGUACUGCCACACAGUCUUCAUCAACAACCCCAACAACAACCACCAUAACAACUUCAACAACGCCAACAACCACAACAACAACGCCAACCACAACAACGCUAACAACCAUAACAACGCCGACAACCACAACAACGCCAACAACCACAACUGUACAUUCUCUGAACCUUCUUGUUUCAGACUCAACUCUGUGUCCAGCUAAACUUAGAUCAGAAGUAAUGACUAACUCCAUCAACACACUGAGCUGCUCCCACUACAACACCCGCCCCCGAGAGCCCUGGAUCUUUAGUCAGUUGUGUGAAGACUUUGUUCUGUGUGGAACUGAUGGCAGUGACAAGGAGACUCGCACACUCUGCACCAGCUUUUUCCAAUGUGUGGAGACUGAAGAAGGCAAGUGGACCUCACAGAUGAGGAACUGCGUUGGUGGCCGCAUGUACAGCUAUGAUACCGACACUUGUGUCUCCAAGCCUACAGAGCACGAGAUGUGUGGCCGAGGAUACUGA